This is a messenger RNA of Argentina anserina (silverweed cinquefoil), 864 nucleotides long. RefSeq lists its product as uncharacterized. Lineage: Eukaryota; Viridiplantae; Streptophyta; Magnoliopsida; Rosales; Rosaceae. The record is from RefSeq and is a predicted model, not a curated record. Gene Ontology annotation, molecular function: nucleic acid binding; zinc ion binding. The transcript is spliced from 2 exons. Bases 1 to 864 code for a protein of 287 amino acids.
AUGUAUGGUUUGAGCCAAGAUUACUGGCAUCCUCGACACCUCAUGGAGAUUGCUCGUGGAGUGGGUACGCCCUUGCAGUUGGACAAGGCUACCAAGGAGCGUGAGUUCGGUUACUAUGCUCGUGUGCUAGUAGAUGUUGAUCUUGCAAACGAACUGCCGUCUUCACUCAUGGUCAAGCGUGAGGCACAUUGUUUUCCUAUUGAGAUUGUUUAUGAGAAUAUGUGCACUUAUUGUGGUAUGGUUGGGCAUAUGGCCGAUCGUUGUAGACAAUUACAAGAGACUCAACCAUCAGUUAGUCCAACUGAAAUUAAUGGUACGGUACCAUCACGUACAGAAACAUGUACAGUGGUAGCAUUGUGUGAUCAAGGGAGAGACAUUGAUGAAGAGAGAACUAUUGAAGACAAUGGGAGAGACAUUGAUGCAGAGAGAACUAUUAAAUACAAUAGGAGAGUUAGUACUCCAUAUGAUAGAGCUUCGGUUCCAAGGAUAUGUACUCUUACUUCUAGUGAAAAUCAGUUUGUCACUCUAGCUCAUGAGGCUAUUGUGGGGGUUGCUAAUGAAUUAAUUGAGCAAUUGGCAGACCAAGUGUUCCAGGGGCCAAAUGCUCAGACCCUUGAUGUAGAGAACUCAAUGGUGGUUACCAAUCAGGCUUUAGAUGAUGUUGAUGGCUCAUUCCCCACCCCCUCAACGAGGACAGAGGACAAUGCAACUGUGGUUCGUGAGCCAGAGGAUGGUAUGACUGUUGUUCUUUCUAGAUCCCAACAAAAGAAGCAAAAAAAAAUGCGUGAGAAUUUACUACAAGAAAAAGCAUUUGACCAUUACCCUGCUCGUAGCAGGGUUCCCACCUCACGCCUCAACCUAUGA